AAGAAUAUCCUCCAGACAGUCACCUUCAUAAUCCUUCUCUUACUUUCCAAUCUCUUGAAAAGCAAUGGCAGAUGCAGUUCUCUCCGGCAUUACUGUUGAAAUCAUUAAGAAACUGGGUUCACUAGUUCAUCAAAAGACCAAGCUGUACCUGGGUGUCAAAGAGGAGCUUGAGAAACUUCGGAGGACAGUUUCAACUAUCCAAGCUGUGCUUCUUGAUGCAGAGGAACAGUAUUGGCAGAGUCAUCAAGUGAAAGAUUGGGUUGAUUCACUCAAAGAAGCAUUUUAUGAUGCUGAUGACUUGUUAGAUGAGUUCUCCACAGAUGUUUUAUUGAAGCAGAUGAUGAUCGGUGAUAGAAUGGUGAAGGAGGUAGGAUUCUUCUUUUCAAGCUCAAACCCAUUUGCUUAUGGCCUUAAAAUGGCUUAUAAGAUUGAAAAAAUUAGAAAUAAAUUAGAUGAGAUUGCUGCAAAUAGGAGGUUUCACUUAAAUGAGCGCAAUGAGAUCCCAACUCCUAGGGUUGAGGAAAGAGAGCAAACUCACUCAUCUUUGCCUCAAGGAGUUGUUGGUAGAGAAGACGAUAAUGAGAAAAUUAUUGAUUUUCUUCUGGAUUCUAGUUAUGAGGAGAAUGUGUCAAUCAUUUCCAUUGUUGGUAUAGGAGGUCAAGGAAAGACAACACUUGCUCAACUUGCAUUUAACGAUGAAAAGGUGAAAUCAAACUUUGAGCUCAAAAUGUGGGUGCAUGUUUCUGAAAAAUUUGAUGUAAAAGAAAUUGUUGAAAAGAUCUUGGAAUCUCCUUAUGUUGGGAAACAUGGAAAUCUAAAUACAUUGAAAGAUAUUCUUCAUGAGAAAAUUAAUAGAAAAAAGUAUUUACUUGUUUUGGAUGAUUUAUGGAAUCAGGAUUCCGAGAAAUGGUUUAAGUUGAAGGAUUUGUUAGCUGGAGGUGCAAGUGGAAGCAAAAUAAUAGUGACUGCACGCUAUCAAAUGGUUUCCGAGAUUAUAAGAUCAGAAGAAACACAUUACUUAGAAGGCCUACCUGUUGAUGAGUCGUGGUCCUUACUUAAGAAAAUGGCCUUUAAACCAGGGCAAGUGCCUAGCUUACAACAUGAGAAAGUUGGAAGAGAAAUUGUUGAAAUGUGUGGGAGAGUCCCUUUAGCCAUAAGUGUAAUAGGACGUGUGUUGUAUUUUACAAAUACAAUAGAUGAGUGGCAACUGUUGAAAGCAAAAGGGUUUUCAAAUUUGAAUGAAGGGGAGAAUAAGAUUAUGCAAACUCUCAAGUUGAGUUAUACCCAUUUACCUUCUCAUUUGAAGCGUUGUUUUGCUUAUUAUAGUUUACUUCCGAAAGGUUUUCAAAUUGAUGUAACCUAUUUGGUGAGUCUUUGGAUGGCACAAGGAUUUAUUAAAUCUUCGGAUUUAACACGAAGUCUUAGAGAUAAAGGUUUAGAAUAUUUGAAAGAUCUUGUAUGGAGGUCAUUCUUUCAAAUCGUAGAAAAAGAUGAUUUGGGCAAUGUAAUAUUUGUGGAAAUGCAUGAUUUGAUGUAUGAUCUUGCCAAGCUAGUAGCCAAAGAGGAAAACGUUUCAUUAAAUUCAGAUGCAAAUCGUUUUGAAGGAGUUCGACAUUUGUUGAUUGAUUCUGAUGUUGAGUCAUGGCGUAAAGUUACAGAGCGUUUACCUAGUGCAACAAAGUUAAGAUCGUUUAUAUCAUGGUCAACAAAGCAAGAUGAAGAAGAAUGCCAUGAAAUAUUUUCCCAGUUAAGUUGUGUAAGGGUAUUGAUUUUGUGGGGUAUGAGAUUUGAGAGACUGCCACCUUCUAUUGUCAAAUUGAUUCACAUAAGGUUCCUUGAUCUUUCUUAUAGUGAGGGCAUUGAGAUCCUUCCGGAUUCCAUAAUUAAACUUCAAAACCUGCACAUUCUGAUCCUAAUAGACUGCAAAAGGCUUAAGCAGUUGCCUAAGCAUAUCAAAAAGUUAGUCAAUCUCCAGCGGCUUAACCUUGGUGGAUGUGUUGCUUUGACUCAUAUGCCACUAGGGAUUGGUCAAUUGACUUCCCUUGAGCGUUUAUCAAUGUUCAUGGUGGCAAAAGAUAACAGUAUUCACAAACGUAGUGGUGGACUCAGUGAAUUGCGUUACUUGAAUAAUUUGAGAGAAGAUCUAGAGAUUUUGAAUCUUCUGUAUGUGAAAAAUCCAGCAUCUGAAUUUGAGGCUGCCAAUUUGAAAGAGAAGCAACACCUUCCAUCCUUGAAAUUAGCAUGGAAACUGGGUGAGCCCUAUGAAGAUGAUGACAGUGAUGCUGAAAACGACCGAGAAAUAUCAUUAGAAGAGCUGCACCCGCACUUUAAUCUGAAAGGGUUGAGGGUGUAUGGUAGUGGAAGACUAGUAUUUCCUAGUUGGAUUUCUUCCCUCACUAAUUUGGUGGAGCUUGUACUUGAUAACUGCAUAAGAUGCCAACAUUUUCCACCCUUGGAUCAAUUCCCUUCACUUAAAACUCUGUGCAUUCGUGAUUUCACUGAUCUGGAGUAUAUAGAGAGUGAGAUUAAUUGUGAUAGUGCAUUAUUCUUCCCAUCUCUGGAGAAACUCUGGCUCUUCAAUUGCCCAAAUCUGAAGGGAUGGAGAAGUCAUACAUCCACAUCUCAGUCGCUACAAUUUCACUGUCUUCUUUAUUUGGAAGUCAAAUCUUGCCCUAACCUCACUACAAUGCCUCUCAUUCCAUCUGUCCAAGAAUUGGCGUUGACAAAUGCCAGCAAGAAGUCAUUGGAGGACAUACUGAAGAUGAACAUUUCAGUAUCCCCAUCUACCUCUUCGUGUUCUUCGGUUUCCCCUUCUGAAUUGCAACUGUUGCAUAUCGAGGGAAUUGAGGAUCUAGAACUUUUGCCAGAGGAGUUGCUGACAAAUCUCACAUCAGUCCAACGUCUUGAUAUUCGAUAUUGUCCACGACUAACAAAGGUGUCUUCUGCUUUGCGGCAUCUGGCCUCCCUUGAGACUCUUGUAUUUGUGGCUUGUGAGGAGCUUGAUUUACUUUAUUUAGAGGAUCAUAGUGACAUGCCAUGGCAAUGCCUUGGAAGACUCCAACGGCUUGCAUUUUCCAAUUUGACCAAAUUGGCAUCAGUCCCAAAGGGACUUCAACAUCUUCCUACUCUAAGUAGGCUCACAAUCACAAGUUGUCCUAAUUUGACAUCUUUACCAGAUUGGAUAAAAAGCAUCACUGGAUUACAAUAUUUCUGCAUUUUAGAAUGUCCUCAAAUAUCAGAAAGAUGCAAAAACAACAUGGGUGCUGAUUGGCCCAAGAUUGCUCACAUCCCAAAUAUUAUCAUUGACAAAAUAUGGAUUCAAGAGGAUGGCUGCUAUAAACUAUGAUCAGAAGAAUCAGAUUUUUCUCCUGGUUGACAGAUAUCUUGCAAUAAUUUGUCUUAAAUGUCAAAGUUGUCCUUCAUAGAUGUUGAACUAGUGGUAUCUUGGGGCAUGCACUGCUACUGCUUCUGAACUUUUAGAUGGGAUUUGGGGUAUGUACUGUUACUGCUUCUGUACCAUCCAUAUCAGAGGGGACUGCUUGGAGCUUUUAUCACUGAAUGCAUGUUCUGGGUGAGAUCUAGCACUAGUUCAGCUUGGGUUAAGAUUGCAGUUGAAGAUAAAAUCUUCAAGCAUGCUUGAGGAAUUAGCUUUUUAUCAUUCACAUAUGCGGCAGCAUGAAAAUUAAGGAGCCAUUACCUUUUUAAGGAGAGCUGUUCAUCUAACUUAUCGGCAAUAUUUGCUAAAGUGUCUGGGCCUGAUGCGAACCUCUAAUUCUGAUUCAAGCAGAUUAAGGGUCAGAAUGAUGAAAGGUUUAGUGACGCUUACUAGCUGAGACCUGCUCAACUGAUUAUAUACAUAACAAUAAUGCAAUUUAAAUUGCACAAGGAAUGGAUCUUUCUUUUAAAAUUUAGUAUGACAGCAGGAUGUCUCAAAAGUCAGAACUGAUUUGAACUCAGUUCCUGCAACUGAAGGAAUUGAGGAUCAAGAAUUUCUGCUAGAGGACUUGCUAAUGCAACUCAAACAUGGUUUCAGCUAAAUGCAGCCAAUGGAAGUGUCUUUGGUACACAAUACGUUAUAAUUUGCAUUAAUCUAAUGCUUGCUGCUUACUUGCACAGCAGCAUGGAAAUUAAGGAUUCAUUUCCUAUUUAGUGGACAACCGAUCAUCUAAGUUAUCUCCAAUAAUUUGUUGAAGUCUGGUGCGUUUUGCAAAAUUUCAAUCUAAAAUGGAACUCAAUUGCAGUUUAGACUUUAGAGGAAACCUUGUGGGCACAACAAUCACUACAUGGCAUAUACAAUAUAACCGUCGUUCAAGGGUUUCACAAAAGCCAUUUGGAAUUUGGAAAAAGUGAAAGAGAAGCACAUCCAUCAAUCAUUAUCAGUUCUUGCAUAUGCAAAUAGUUGUAAUUACAAUCUUUUGUAAGGCAAGUACAUCCUGUUCUCUUCUUUAAAUUCCACAAGUUACCGCAUGAAUUCUUCAAAUAGUUGUAGUCUUGAAAUCACAUUGAACAUUUCACAUCUUUUUCCUAGAUUUCUUUGUAAAACUGACAAGGAUUUCUUUUUAUUUUUUUAUUAAGGUUUGACUGUAGAAAAAUUGAGUGCUAUUGUAUAUAAUGUGCCUCUUAUAUGGACUAUAGGCUGUUCUCCCUCUUAAGCUAGCUUUUGAGGUGAGUUAGGCUUCGCCCAAAUUUAACAUAGUAUCAGAGCCUCCCCAUCCGAUGUUGGGCCUCCCAUAAAUAUGUCAGACACCGGUAAAAAUUCUGGGUGUGAGGGAGUGUGUUGAAUUCCACAUCGGUUGUGGAAAGGGUAAUGUGCCCCUUAUAUGGGCUAUAGGCAGUUCUCCCCUCUUGAGCUAGCUUUUGGGGUGAGUUAGACCUGACCAAAAUUUAACAGUAUAGUUUUGUAUCAGCUAAGUUCACUGGUUGGAGAUGAGUGGACUUGAACCGCCAACAUCCAUCACAGGGUAAACCACUGCCUCUUGGGUCGGGGCUCCCGACUGAUUCUACCAUAGAAAACCCCCCGUGACUAUUCUCUGCAGCAUUCAUGUGCUCUGGACUUGAACACUAUUUAUGCAGUGGACCCUUUGUGUGAAUAAUAGAAUGAAAGAUACUCCUUUUAUUUUAUCAAUAAGAUAUCCUUCAGUUGAAAUCAACCUCAAUGCUUGCUACUCUUCUUGCAGUUACACAAGUAUGCAACUUGAAAAUGGUGGAGUCAUUAUCUGCUAUAGCACAUAGUUGAUCAGCUGGAGUUUCUUUAUAAGGAUGAAGUAUUUUCCAUGUGUUUCGGAACUUUUGUUCUUCCAUAAAAUUAUGAAAUGCCUGGUAAAUUCUUACUUUAAAUGUAUCUCAUUGUCUCUAGGCCAAAAACGAACAUUUGGUUCAAGUAGAUUUGAGGAUUAUAAUCUUGAAAGGUCUAGAAUUAUAGGAAGAAAAGCAUUUUUUCAGUUUCUUGCUUUCUAUGUAAUAGGAUACGAGGAUUAUAUAGUACAAGAUAUUAUCAAUUAUGCCUAUGAUUAUGCUAUCAAUUAUCGUUUAAAAUCAUGCUAGGAUUAUGCUAACUAUGAUAAUGUUAAUCAUUGAUUAAUUACAAUUAUGGCAGAAUAUUUUUUCCAACAAAAGACGAUGCUACAGCUCCUCUUUUUGCUUUCACAACCAGAUUAAUGGAACAUUUGGAGCUUACAUGCAAUUUAGCAUCUCACAAGUUCUUUAACUAGAAAUAAUUUUCUUUUUAUUUGAAGUAUAUAAAAUUUAUGCGCUACAUAAAAUGUUAAAUUUUAAAUUAAGUCAAAUAAAUUUGCUCUGUUGUAUAGAAGUGUAAUAAAAGACCAUUCCAAUUUCCAACCUACUAUUCAUCCAUGUUCUUAUAUACUGCUGAUUGAGAUUGCAGGCUUUUCUUGAAAAUUAUUCCUGGUUUCCUACCUUCAUUGUUUACAAAUUCAUUAUUACAGGUUCUUCCUUUGCUUUAUGAUUCAGAGAAGCUGGGAGUGGAUAUUGAGCUGAACUCUAAAAUAGUGGUCAGUGAUGGAUGCUGUUUAUUCUCAUGGGGGAUCCUUUUGAGUUUCUGUUUGGAUGGCUCUUGCAUUGGGUUGUUAAUAUGGCAGGCCACUCUUUGGUUAAGGUUGCUAUACCUAUACUAUAUUCUAGGUUUUUUCACUUAAUAUUUUAAAUUCUAGGUUGGGUGUAAUGGAAAAUCUAUCUGUCUGAGUUUAAUUUGGAUCUAAUUUGUUAAGUUUAUUUCUUGGAUAUACUUUUAACUUGAAAAAGACCAAGAUAAAUUAGUUUUGCUAGUGUUUCUUGGA
Molecule: messenger RNA, 6296 nt
Organism: Manihot esculenta (cassava)
Lineage: Eukaryota; Viridiplantae; Streptophyta; Magnoliopsida; Malpighiales; Euphorbiaceae
Product: putative disease resistance protein RGA3
Exons: 11
Coding region: 65-3346 (1093 amino acids)
Biological process (GO): defense response to other organism
Molecular function (GO): ADP binding
Source: RefSeq, a predicted model, not a curated record